Plutella xylostella (diamondback moth) is the source of this 2043-nucleotide messenger RNA. RefSeq names its product inactive double-stranded RNA-specific editase B2. Gene Ontology annotation, biological process: regulation of regulatory ncRNA processing; siRNA processing. NCBI's taxonomy places the organism in Eukaryota, Metazoa, Arthropoda, Insecta, Lepidoptera, Plutellidae. Gene Ontology annotation, cellular component: RISC-loading complex; nucleus; cytoplasm. The record is from RefSeq and is a predicted model, not a curated record. Gene Ontology annotation, molecular function: siRNA binding; double-stranded RNA binding.
CAUUGCGGCCAUUUUGUUUUGACCGACAGGAAUUUCAAUUUUUUGUUUGUGUUUUGUGAUCAAAAACAGAAAGAAAAUUUACCACGACUUCGCUAUACUUGGAUUUCAGGAUCAAGUUUUAGAUACUAUUUGGGAUAAUGUCUUUUAAUAACAGAAACUACAACACACGCAACUCUGGCCGCUUCAACUCAGGCCAGUUCGUGUCGGCGGGAGAGCUCGGGGCGUCUUCGGCGGCGUCCCCGGCCACACUGCGCAUUCAUACCACCAGCUACAACAAUCAAACCAAGCAGUAUGGGCAGAUGUACACCCCGCAGCAGCAGCCGGCGCCCAUCGCGCCGCCCACGCCGCAGCAGCAGACACAGAAUAACUUCCUCCAGGAUCAGGACAUGGACAUGAAGCCGGCGGUGGGGCCGGCGGGGCUGGAGGCGGGCGCGGGCGCGGGGGGGGAGGACGCCCCGCGCCCCGCCUGGAUGAAGAACAAGCUAAUGGGAGUGAAGAAGAUCUCGAACAAGGAGCGGCGGCGGCGGCAGAACGAGAGCCUGCGCAAGCUGCUGUCGCCCAAGAACGCGCUCAUGGUGCUCAACGAGAUGAUCCGCGGCGACCAGCUCGCCAACCAAUUCAAGGUGGAGGCGGCGCAGCAGCAGUACUACGGGCCGCAGGCGGCGCCCGGCUUCUGCGCGGACCUCACGCUCGAGGGGAGCACCUACAAGGGAUACGGUGAGAACAAACUGUCCGCGCGCAACGCGGCGGCGGAGCAGGCCAUCCGCGACCUCAUCAUCAAGCGCAUGACCAAGGCGCUCGGCGCCGACGCGGGCUCGACGACGGGCGCGGCGGAGGGCGACGACGACGAGGCGCUGCCCAUGAUCCAGCUGGCGUCGUUCGCGCUGCACAAGCUGUUCGCGGAGUGGGAGUACGAGGGACACAAGGUGCCGCUCUUCAAGCCCGCCAACACCUCCGUAUCCGAACAGCUGGCCGCCUCGGGGGACAGCGGCGCCGGCCCCGCCGCGGCGCCCGCCCGCGCGCGCCCGCCCAAGGUCUCCAAGCCCAAGGUGCUGCCGUCGAACGCGGCGCGCAUGCACCCGUGCAUGCUGCUGACGUACAUGCGGCCGCGCCUCGACUACCGCGAGCUGUCCGCCGAGGGAGACAAGCCGCAGAACAUGAUCUACACCGUGGCCGUCGAUGUGGACAGCGUCACGUAUAUUGGGAAAGCGACCAACAAGAAGGAGGCGCGCAAGAUGGCGGCGCGCGCGGCUUGCGAGGCGCUGUUCAGCGUCAAGUUCGAGCCCGUCGCCACCGCCAACGCGCCCGAGCUGUAGGCACCACCCUGUAGGGCACACCUACACACCACCCUGUAGUGUACCCGGGUGUAGGCACGCGGCACCGAGGUAACACUCACACGUAUUAGUUAGGUCCCAGAGAAGAGUUGUAUUGCACACAUCAUGUAUAGCAAUAAUAUUUUAGAUUUAUAAUAUAUUAUUAGGUGAUCUUCAAAGCGAUAGUGUGCUGACGCACUUGCGUUUUGACACCGCUUGGUUGCGCCAAAUACGCCCUAUUUGACUAACUUGACACUCAUCCUGUAAUAAAUCGGAUGGGUGUUGAUGUCCCUUUCUAAAUUAUUGUAGAAAAUCAUGGUAUAGUAAUCAGAAAAUUAUAAUUAUAUUUGGCUAUUUUUAGUAAAGUGAUAUUUGACUGUAGUAAAGUGUUUGAUGGGUUAGAUGCUGUACUUUAUGGUUGCAUCAUCAUUAAAUUAUUCGAAUUAACACCUAAUAACAUCUAAUGAAAUUAUUACUUAUACACUAACUAUAUGAACUACAUCAAAUUAAAUUAUUACUUAUACACUGACUACAUGAAAUACAUCUAAUGAAAUGAUUAAGUAUAUUAAGUACUGACAAAAAUUUAUAGUUUUUUUGACUAUCACUAAUCUGGUUCAGAUAGAUGUAAGAAUAGAGGGUUUGUUCCUUUUUAAUAUACCCGGAGGGUUGUUCCAACCUCUGGAAUAAGUUACGACGUAAAUGUCUGAUAAUAAAAUAUUAUAGACAAGUA